AUGCCGCCGCGCCAACAGCACAAGCGUGCCCCCGAGCCGCUGUCCCUCUCCCUCUCGCCAUCGUCGCCACCGCUGCUCCUCGAGAGCCCGGCAAGAGCAGGGCGCAACGGCACCCCAGCGCCAGCCACGCUCCCCGGUCUGCCCGCGACGCACGACUCGGGGUCGAUCGGCCGCGCGGCAGGCAACAGCGGCGGCCGAUACACCCCGCUCUCGUGGCCUUCCCCGGCCAUGGCGUUCCUCGACGACAAGCCGCGCCCUUUCGGCACGCGCUGGGCGUCCGACUCGAUGGCGCUCCAUGAGGACUUUGUGCAUGAUGGCCGGCUGUUGGUGGUCGUCGGGAGCGGCGAGGCGGCCGUCGGGUUCAAGGUUAAUGGGCAUUUGAUGUGUGUUGCUAGCGCAGUCUUCGACUCCCUCGUAGGCGAGUACGUCCGCAGCUCGUCCCCGUGCGCGCUGUACCUCGACGACAGCGUGGGCGAGCUCAGCAUCUUCCUGCGGCUGUUCAAGCUGGCGAGCGUGGUGACCGCGGGCAUGUGGGAGCCCGGGUGGGUGCCCGACGUGCACGAGUACCUGGUCGGCUUCCGCCUCGCGACGAAAUACAAGCUCGGCGACUUGGCGAGCGUGCUCGGCGCCAAGAUUGUGAGCCAGAGCGUCGAGAUUGUCAGCCGGCUGUCUGUCGGCCGGGACUUGGUUGCGCUCCUCCGCCUAGCCCACGACAUGGAAUCGGAGCGCAUGUGGGCCGUCGUGCUCGCCGACCUGCCAAACUGGGGCCGCACGCUCAACCUGUUCAAAUUCAAGGCCGCCGACGUGGACAUGAUCGGCGCGGACGUGUUGAAGAUUCUUAUGGCGAUCGCGGCGCUCAGCGUCGGCGGGGAGCUGUUCGAGGACACGCGCGGGAUCAAGGUGACAUACAAGGAUGGUAAAGCCCUGGUGUGGAAGUCUAUGGCGCCCGAGUCGCGCCGCUCGAGCAAGGAGACGAACCGGUCGCAGCAUCGGGCGUAG
Vanrija pseudolonga is the source of this 999-nucleotide messenger RNA. RefSeq lists its product as uncharacterized. The transcript has 3 exons. The record is from RefSeq and is a predicted model, not a curated record. NCBI's taxonomy places the organism in Eukaryota, Fungi, Basidiomycota, Tremellomycetes, Trichosporonales, Trichosporonaceae. Bases 1 to 999 code for a protein of 332 amino acids.